This is a messenger RNA of Rana temporaria (common frog), 2176 nucleotides long. RefSeq names its product NACHT, LRR and PYD domains-containing protein 3-like. The coding region runs from base 38 to 2134 and encodes 698 amino acids. Gene Ontology annotation, cellular component: cytoplasm. Gene Ontology annotation, biological process: inflammatory response; innate immune response; regulation of apoptotic process. Lineage: Eukaryota; Metazoa; Chordata; Amphibia; Anura; Ranidae. The record is from RefSeq and is a predicted model, not a curated record. The transcript is spliced from 5 exons.
GGUCCUCAUCUGAUCGGGGGGUCUCCUAUGAUGGACAAUGGGGUCCACUUCUGGAGCCAAUCUGGGGAAGAAGAGGAAACUCGACAACAGAUUAUCAGGUGAGAAGCACUUUGUGGAUCAGCACCGGGAGAAGCUCAUCCAACGGAUCACUAUGAUACCUCCAGUGUUGGACAAUCUACUACAGGAAGGUCUUCUGACUCAGGAACAGUGUGACACUGUAAACGCUAAGGAAACCCCCCAGGAGAAGAUGAGGGGUCUGUAUCAAUUCAGCAGAGGAUGGAGUAUCCCUGACAAGGACAUCUUCUACCAAGCCCUCCAAGACAGCAACCCCGGGGUCAUGGAACACCUGGAAGGAACAUCAUUAUCAGCCAAUCUGGGGAAGAAGAGGAAACUCGACAACAGAUUAUCAGACAUCGGAGAGGAACACAGGGAGUCUAUGAAAGAGAAGUUCCUGAGGAUUCCAGAAUAUAAUUCCCGUAUGGGGGAGGCUGUUCAUCUAAAGAAAAGAUUCACCAAGUUAUCGAUGAUAAAGGGACAUAAGAAUAAAGAGGAAAAAGUACAAGAACUAAGGAGUUCAGGCAGAAGACAUGUACAGAUAAUGGAGAAAAGAUUCCCUAUCACGAUCCCGGCCCUCUUUGACCCUGAUGAAGAAGGGUUCAUCCCUAAGAUUGUUGUGUUACAAGGACCUGCUGGGAUUGGAAAAACAAUGACCUCCAAGAAGAUCAUGCUGGACUGGGCCUCUGGGGAUCUCUACAAAGACAAGUUUGAUUUUGUGUUUUAUCUGAGCUGUAGAGAAAUCAGCACCAUCCCUGGAGACAUAAGUCUUGUGGGACUUUUAUCCAGAACCUGCAGACUGCAGAGUUUAGAUGACCUGGUGUCUAUUCUGAAGGAUCGUGGAAGUCAGAGAAAACUUCUCACCAUAGUUGAUGGGUUUGAUGAACUGAGGUGGACCCUGGAGGAGAAAUUUGAGGGUUGUCCUGACAUUUCUAUGGAAACCCACAAAGAAAUAAUUCUCCAAAGCUUGCUCAGGAGACAGGUUCUCCCACGAUCUUCUCUGAUCAUCACCACAAGGUCACUGGCCAUGGAGAAACUUAAACCAUUCAUCGAUGAUUCUCGCAAUGUGGAAAUCCAGGGAUUUACAAGGGAUGAUCGGGAGGAAUAUGUCCAUAAUUUCUAUGGAAAUAAAGAAGAUGCAGACAAGGUUCUCAGUAUAAUAAAAGACAAUGAAGUUGUGUACACCAUGUGCGCCGUCCCCGUCACAUGCUGGAUUGUCUGCACUGUAAUGAAACAAGAAAUAAGAAAAGAUUUGGCUUUAAUUCAAUGUAAAACAACGACUUCAGUUUACCUUCUCUACCUGGAGGUUUUACUAACCCAUCACAGCAAGGAGGAGCAGUCUGUACGCCAGAAACAAACCUGUCUGAAGAAGCUGUGUGCUCUGGCCAAUCAGGGAGUUCUGAACCAACAAAUCUUAUUUGAGAAGAAAGAUCUAGAAAGACAUGGACUUUCUCUGGAUGAGGUGGAGUCUGUAUUUCUGAAUGAGAACAUCUUUCAUUGGGACGUCCGAACCCAGACCUGCUACAGCUUCAUCCACCUGACUGUACAGGAGUUCCUUGCUGCUCUCUAUUACGGGAUGGAUGAUGGGUCUGGGUCUAUGGAAGGGACUUCCCUCCCGGAGAUCUGUAAAGGGAAAUCACUCCAUCGCUUCAGAUCAGAUUCCUCACAUUUAUCAUUAUCUGUACAAUUCCUGUUUGGUCUCUUAAAUGAAAAUCAGGUGAAGACAUUCUCAGAUAUCACAGGAAUCCCCAUCUCACUCCGAGCCAAACCUGCAAUGCUAGCAUGGGCCACCAAGGACAUUAAUAAGACUUUCCCUACUCCUACCAUCUUCUGUCUGUAUGAGACUCAGGAUGAGGACUUCAUCAGGAGUGUCAUGUCUCGUUGCUCAAGUUUGGAGCUGUACGGCUCACGUACUGAUCACUUGUGGAUGAACAAGAAUUAUUCCAUGCAGCUGAACUAUUGCUUGAAGACUUUGAAGAGAGAAAGUUUUCAGUCUUUACAAUUUGAAUCGCUCAUUGUGGGUCCAGAGUGCCAGAAACUUCUCUCUCCAUUCCUACACAGGUGUCCGAAGGUCAGGUAAGUGACCUUAAAAAUAUCCUAACUGAAUGGAGAGAAUGGGCAG